Molecule: messenger RNA, 2092 nt
Organism: Solanum stenotomum
Lineage: Eukaryota; Viridiplantae; Streptophyta; Magnoliopsida; Solanales; Solanaceae
Exons: 3
Molecular function (GO): nucleic acid binding; RNA-DNA hybrid ribonuclease activity
Source: RefSeq, a predicted model, not a curated record
AUGGCAAAGAAAGAUGGAAAAAUCAGGAUAUGCGUGGAUUAUCGGGAUCUCAACAAAGCAAGUCCGAAAGAUAAUUUCCCUUUGCCAAACAUCCACAUACUCAUCGAUAAUUGUGCUAAGCAUGAGUUGCAAUCUUUUGUGGAUUGCUUUGCGGGGUACCACCAGAUUCUAAUGGAUGAAGAAGAUGCAGAAAAAACAGCAUUCAUCACACCUUGGGGAGUCUACCAUUAUCGAGUGAUGCCGUUCGGCCUCAAGAAUGCUGGAGCCACCUACAUGAGAGCUAUGACCACCAUUUUCCAUGAUAUGAUCCACAAAGAAAUUGAGGUGUAUGUGGACGAUGUCAUCAUAAAAUCCCGUGAGAGUUCGGAUCACCUGACACACUUGGAAAAGUUCUUUAACAGGUUACGUAGGUAUGAUUUGAAGUUGAACCCAGCCAAAUGUGCAUUUGGAGUACCUGCAGGGAAGUUACUCGGAUUCAUAGUUAGCAGAAGAGGUAUCGAGCUUGAUCCUUCCAAAAUCAAGGCAAUUCAAGACUUGCCUCCUCCAAAGACUAAGAAGGAAACCGAAGAAUGUCAGAAGGCCUUUGACACCAUCAAAAGUUACCUUUCAAAUCCACCAGUGUUGGUGCCACCACGUGCAGGCAGUCCUUUGCUAUUGUAUUUAUCCGUCUCAGACAAUGCAUUCGGGUGUGUGUUGGGACAACAUGAUGAGACCGGAAGAAAGGAGAGAGCUAUAUAUUAUUUAAGCAAGAAGUUCACAUCUUAUGAGGCUCGUUACACCCUUUUAGAGAGAACUUGUUGUGCUUUGACUUGGGUUGCUCAGAAAUUAAGACAUUAUCUGUCGGCUUAUACAACACAUCUCAUUUCGAGGAUGGAUCCGCUCAAGUAUAUAUUUCAGAAAGCAAUGCCCACAGGAAAGCUAGCAAAGUGGCAAAUGUUGUUGAGUGAGUUCGAUAUUGUGUACAUGACUCAGAAAGCAAUCAAGGGGCAAGCUUUGGCCGAUCACCUUGCUGAAAACCCAGUAGAUGAAGGAUAUGAACCGCUUAGAACAUAUUUCCCUGACGAAGAAGUAUUGUUUGUGGGGGAAGACAUAUCAGAAUCAUAUCCUGGGUGGAGAAUGUUCUUUGAUGGAGCUGUAAACUCUAUAGGAUCAGGAAUUGGAGCAGUGUUGAUAUCUGAAUCGGGGCAACAUUAUCCAGCAACAGCAAAGCUCAGAUUCCGAUGCACUAAUAAUAUGGCUGAGUAUGAAGCAUGUAUUCUUGGCAUUAGAAUGGCUCUUGACAUGAAUGUUCAAGAAUUACUUAUAAUUGGUGAUUCAGGCUUGUUGAUUCAUCAAGUUCAAGGAGAAUGGGCAGUGAAGAAUCCUAAAAUCUUACCAUACGUACAAUUGGUACAGAGAUUAUGCAAAAGAUUUAGGAAGACCGAGUUCAGACACACACCGAGAAUACAGAACGAGCUUGCUGAUGCCCUUGCAACCAUAUCGUCCAUGAUACAACAUCCAGAAAAGAGUUAUAUCGAUCCAAUUGAGAUAGUUUUAAAAGAACAACCGGCACACUGUUCACAUGUGGAAGCAGAAUGGGAUGGGAAUCCAUGGUAUAUCGAUGUAAAAAAGUACUUAGAGGCUGGUGAAUAUCCGAAAAAGGCAACAAGUAUUCAGAAGAAAACAAUCCGAAGAAUGGCAAACAACUUCUUCUUGAAUGGAGAAGUUCUUUAUAAGAGGACACCUGAUCUGGGAUUACUGAGAUGUGUGGAUGCUGUAGAAGCCACAAAAUUGCUUGAAGAAAUGAAUGGAGCUGUGGAAGCUGCUAAUAAGAAUAUCAAGAGGAUACUGAGAAAGAUGAUUGACAACUACAAAUGUUGGCAUGAAAAUUUGCCUUAUGCUUUGCUAGGCUACCGCACCACAAUCCGAACCUCAACUGGAGCAACUCCUUACCUAUUGGUAUAUGGAACAGAAGCAAUGAUACCAGCUGAAGUUGAGAUACCAUCUUUAAGGAUUAUUCAGGAAGCUGGAUUGAGCGAUGCCGAAUGGAUUCGUGAUCGAUAUGAGCAAUUGGCAUUGAUUGAUGAGAAAAGAAUGAGUGCCGUUUGUCAUG